Messenger RNA from Perkinsus marinus ATCC 50983, 836 nucleotides. RefSeq lists its product as hypothetical. The record is from RefSeq and is a predicted model, not a curated record. The transcript is spliced from 5 exons. The coding region runs from base 1 to 825 and encodes 274 amino acids. Lineage: Eukaryota; Perkinsozoa; Perkinsida; Perkinsidae.
AUGUCAUCACCGGGAGACUCUCUACCACCCAUCGACUUAAAGGCCUUGCGACUGUCUCCUUUCACCCCGUUAGAGUCGGAGUCCUCUCGAAAGGAGUGCCCUAAGUGUGGGCGACGACGGAAGUUCUACUGCUACGAAUGCGCCGUGCCCGUCGACACUUGGGAUGGGGUACCCUACGUCCGUCCACCAUUCGAUAUACAUCUAGUGCGCCAUCCCACUGAGAAGGCCAGCAAGUCCAGCGUGAUUCCACUACAGCUGAUAUGCAAUCCUGAUCGGGUCCCAGGAGAAGACGCAUCCAAGGUGCCUCGAGCGUAUCUUCACUCUGCGACGGAAGAUUUCCAGCCCAACUUUGACCCCGAAUCCACCGUUCUCUUGUACCCUGGUGAGGACAGCAAAAGCAUCGAGGAGGUUGACUGGUCCAAAAUCAAGCGAGUCGCGGUCAUUGACUGUACUUGGCAUCAGACCGGGUACAUGCUGAGCCAUCCUUCGCUCAAGAACCUACCAAAAGUUGGUAUCACUUCUCAUGCUACUAAUUUCUGGCGGUAUCAGCACGAGGGCCCUGAGUGCCUAGCUACAGUGGAGGCAUGCUAUCUACUGUGCAAGGAGCAGUGGGAAGCUGUCAAUGACGCGCCCUACGACGGUCGUUAUGAUAACAUGUUAUGGUAUUUCGUGUAUAUGCAUCGAUUGGUCGCGGAUGCUCAUAAACGGCGCGGCACGAAGAGAGAGGGUCGAGUGUGUAAAGAUGAUGGUGGUCCUGAAGGGAAACGGAAGGUGCUUAAUAGGGGCAUACCAGAACGGAUGCUCAAUACGUAUGAUGACCAAUGACGUUUCUUGUG